Messenger RNA from Heterostelium album PN500, 1962 nucleotides. RefSeq lists its product as uncharacterized. The transcript has a single exon. Lineage: Eukaryota; Evosea; Eumycetozoa; Acytosteliales; Acytosteliaceae. The record is from RefSeq and is a predicted model, not a curated record. The coding region runs from base 1 to 1962 and encodes 653 amino acids. Gene Ontology annotation, molecular function: protein binding.
AUGAUGGAUAAAAGAUUAUUUUUAAUAGUGUUUAAUAAUAAAAUAUUGUAUAAUAACAUAUUCAAAUAUGUCAGUUUGAUUUCGAGUUUAAAAGGAAAAAAACAAUUUAAAUGGAGUGAAGUUAUUCGUAAUCCUCAAUCGCUAGCUGCUCAUAACUAUUUUGAACAACUGAAACAAUGUUUAUCAAUUAAAUAUAAAAUAGAUUCGGAUUGUAAACGACAGACAUUGAAAAUGGCUAUUAAAUUUGGAACUAUUGAAAUGUUGGUAUACCUCUUAGAUCGAUUCAAAGUUGAUUUGCACUCCUAUAGCUCCAGUGAAGCGGUAGAGUUUUAUGAUUUCGACGAUGACAAUGAUCCCGAGAGAAUAGAGUAUCACGAACCGUGCGAUCAUCUCAAUAGUAUCUAUAGUUGUGCCGCUCAAUACGGAAGAAUGGACAUCAUAGAAUAUUUAACAACACGUUUCAAAACAUACAAAUGGAACUACGAUAAAGCAAUGAUGAAGUCACCACUCUCCAGAGAUAUCGAUAUUCUAAUGUAUUUUGUAGUUUUACAUAAAAACAUCAAUGUAUUAUGGAAUACCACCAAGAGUUUCAUUAGUUUCGGUAGAGUGGUUUAUGAGAAUGCUGCAUUGGUUGGGCGUAUCGAUAUGAUUGAAUAUUUGAUUAAACAAUUACCGCCCAAAGACAAAGUAAAAUUAUCACUAUUGGAAAAUGCAAUCAAAGGUGGUCAUUUCGAUUUGGUUGAGUAUCUACUACGAGAACACCGAAAUCCUUCGAGGGAAAAUGAAGAGGAAUUACUGGAUUUGGCAGCUCGUCUAAACCGUCAAGAUAUCAUCAAGUUAUUGAUAAGCAAUGGUAUUACUAGUUGUACGACUGCAUUGAUGAACUACACAGCUUGGCAUGGUAAUCUAGAGUUAUUGAAAUGGUUGGGCCAGAAUACAACAGCAGUGUGUUCCACUCGCGCCAUGGAUAACGCAGCAUCGGAAAACCAUUUCGAAUGUCUACAGUGGUUACAUUUCAAUCGUAGUGAAGGAUGUUCAAACCAAGCUAUGGAUUAUGCUGCAUGUAAAGGUCAUUUUGAAAUUGUUCUAUGGCUCUACAACAAUAGGAAAGAAGGUUGUUCCGAUCAGGCAAUUUCCGAUGUUAUUUUGCACUGCGGAAGACUGGAUAUUAUCGAUUGGCUAUAUCAAAAUCAACCAAAUUCAUACAGCAAUACACAGUUAUUAUUUCAAAUAGCUGCUGAUCUCGGAAAUUUGGAUAUAAUCAAAUAUCUUUAUACAAAGGAAAAACAUUGUGGUAUCGAUGCGUUGUACUCAGCUGCUAUCAAGGGUCAUUUGAAUGUAUUCCAAUGUUUGUUCGAAAAUGAUUCAAGUAUUGGCAAAUCCAGAGGCGAUUCCUUCAAGGAUAUACUCGAAGCUGCUGCAUCGGAGGGACACUUGGAAAUUGUGAAAUAUAUAAUUCAGAAUUGUUCCAAUGAAAUGUUAAUGUUGGACAUUGCUAUUUUCAAAGCAAUUAAAUUCAAUCAUUUGGAAGUCGUCAAGUAUCUUUGUGAAAAUAUCACUCCAAACACUCUUUCCAAAAGAAAUUACAUUGAGAUUGCAGCUUCCUAUGAAAACAUCCAGGUUUUACAAUGGUUACAUUCAAAUAUAGCCAAUUGUGGUAAGAUUACAGCAACUUCAUUCAAUGGAGCCAUAAAGAAUGUCAAUCUUCCACUAGCAAAAUGGAUAUUAUUUAAUAUUGGUGAAGAUCAAUGUAAUUUUAUAAAAAAGAAUCUUUUCAAAAUGGAUACAUUCGCAUCUGACCUAUUCAAGUUCAAUCAAUAUGAAAUAAUUGAAUGGAUUUUAGAUACUUUCCAAGAUAUUUCAAAAAGUGAACUUGAAGCCUAUAAACAAAUCUUGGAAACUAAAUAUCCAAAUUCUGUGGAAUCAAUUGAAAUUAUUAAUAAAUUUAUUAAAUUAAAAUAG